Rubroshorea leprosula is the source of this 1130-nucleotide messenger RNA. The record is from the annotation of a GenBank genome assembly. NCBI's taxonomy places the organism in Eukaryota, Viridiplantae, Streptophyta, Magnoliopsida, Malvales, Dipterocarpaceae.
UGAGCUUCUCAUCAGUUUUACAUGGUAUCAGAGUGGGUUACAAAACUCGAUAAACAACCAUUAUUGAUGGCAAGGUUUUGCCGCAGACUACCUCACCCUUAGAAAUUUUUUCAUCAUCGCUAUCAUGGCUGAUGAAACUCCAAAAUCCUGCAAAAUCCAGAAACAAACUUCCUCAUCACCUUAUUUUCUCAACUCAUCCGAUAGUCCAGGAAACAUUUUAGUUUCGUGCCCACUUAAGGGGGAAAAUUAUCCCACAUGGCUUCGGGCAAUGUCGAAUGCACUUCGAGCAAAGAACAAGUUUGGUCUUGUUGAUGGAUCAAUUUCCAAACUUGAUGAUGAUGAUCCAGAUGCACAAGCUUGGGACAAAUGCAACUCAAUGGUCACCUCUUGGUUGUUUAAUUCUAUUGUUCCAGAAUUACUUGAUGGUGUUGCAAACUUAGAGAAGGCUUGUGAUGUGUGGAUUGACUUAGAAGAAAGAUUUUCACAAGGCAACGCUCCAAGAGUACACGAACUGAAGAGGGAGAUAGCCUUUGCACAACAAGUGAGUCACGACCCUUCAAUUGAAUCAGCUACUUUUACUGUGAAAAAUUCAACUAUCCAAGGAGACAACGUGAACAAAUCUCAAGAUCAACCACCAAAAUGGAAGAAGGGUGCUAAUAUGAAUAGAAUUCAAGAUCAGUCCACAAACUGGAAAAUUGGUUGGCAAAACAGGGGGAGUUCUUUCAAGGAACAUUAUGGAUUUUCUAAUGUAGCAAAUAAUGCUACCAUGGUUGAUAACGCUAUAAUGGAUCAAUCUAAUGCUUCUCCAUCAAAAUUGAGCUCAUCUACAUCUCCAGUCACAAGGUUAACUCUGAACAAUAUGACCAGUUAAUGUCCUUACUCUCUAAACAACCCAGUGUGUCAAAUUUUGUUGGUAAGAGCUCCCAAAAUCCUUCUAAUAAUUUCUUUUGGAUUAUUGAUAGUGGUGUUUCAGAUCAUAUGACUUGUCACAAAAAUCUUUUGCUUAAUCCUAAUUCUUCUCAGUGUUUUCAGUUGGUUCAAUUACCAAAUGGUUCCAACCUCAAUGUUGAUUGUAGUGGGGAUCUUCAAUUCUCCUCCCACAUCCUUUUAAAUAAUGCUCUUUAUAUUCC